Messenger RNA from Aspergillus fijiensis CBS 313.89, 606 nucleotides. RefSeq lists its product as uncharacterized. Lineage: Eukaryota; Fungi; Ascomycota; Eurotiomycetes; Eurotiales; Aspergillaceae. The transcript has a single exon. Bases 125 to 475 code for a protein of 116 amino acids. The record is from RefSeq and is a predicted model, not a curated record.
UGUGUGUGCUAACAUGAUGAUGAUGCUGGGUUUAGGGUAUGUUUGAUCUGGAUUUGAUGAUGUUCCAAAGUAUAUUUGAUAAACUCUUUGUUGUUUGUUGUUGUUAUGGACAGAAGAGGAUUGAAUGGGUUCGGAUUACUCGUGUAGAGUUUUUGUGUUGUUGCUUGCGCUGCUGGGGUGUACCGUGGCGUUCCUCCUAACCUACCCUACCCUAAAACAUCCUACUCAUAUUAUCACCCGUUCGAACUCAGGCAGUUCCCCAAUUGAAUUGAAAUUUCUUGGUCAUGCGGAACAUUCAUAUCCUGCUUCCAGGUUCAUUCUCUUCAGUGUAUCGGUAAGUGGGUGUUAUGCUUCUUCUUGGUUUUGGUCUUGGUUUGUUUCUUCGGUGGGGUUUUGGGUUCAGGGUAUACAUUUACUAUGCACAUACGUUACUUUUCUUGGGAUGUGGAUGGAUGGAACGAUACUGGCUUCUUAGGAUGUGGAUGGAUGGAUGGCUGGAUGGGAUUAUCUGAAGCAGACAAGUGGGUUUUUGACUCGUUCGACCACUCUUACCUACCUUUCGAUUGCUACAGCCUACGCUUUUCUUACCUACCUUUCGAUUGCUAC